AUGCACUCCUCAAGUCCAGUCUUCCAGUAUCCCUCGACGCCGGCACACACACAUACAUUGGACUACAGGUACCACACUCAUCGACCCCUGAACUCUUCACCGCUCGCGUCGCCUAGCGGUCCAAAGUCGUCCCCAGUGGCUGAAGCACAAGCUAGGAGAAGGUCUCAGUACAAGGCUCGUACUCCAAGUACACCUCUCCCGUCAAAUUUGACGCGUACGUUCUCGAGUAAGAGGACCGUCAGCAGCAGCGGGGGCUCUGUGUUCUGUGGUGGAAGUGGAGGGGGUCUGGAGUACGGCACAACGACGCCGACUAAGGGGGAUUCACAGAAGAGUCUGCUCAGGGAGAGAUUCAAGCAACGGUGCUAUGAGAGGGCUGCGAAGGCGCGGGCGAAGGCUAUAAGAGGCCGGAGAUAUGCUGGGACGAGUGAAGCCAGUAGCGAUGGGUUCGACGAAGCACUUAUGGACGAGGAUGACGAGGAGGACGAUGAAGAUAUUAUGCAGGAUGAGCUAUUUCGAAGGAUUAUGGCCAACACGAAUAGGAAUCGGAAACAUCAAUACAAAGUUUCAUACUCACUCGACGUCGGGUCUUCAUUUGACCCGGAUAUGGAGGAUGUUGCCUCUUGGGAAGAAGAGCUGACUGAUGUUAAGCUCACCACCUUUCUCUUCUUUUCGUCACUUAUUCAAGGAUCGGUGCCUGGUGGCUCACACCCUCCAUCCAGCUCCUCAACAUCAGUCAUCCCCGUCACGCCAAUGGAUGAGCUCACCCCCGAGGACCUUGACGAUGAGGAGUUAGCCGAAUACGCUGAGGAGUGCGCCCGGAGGAAGGCGUUAGAAGACUUUGAAGGUAUAUCCGAGGAUGACCUAUUUAGCUGGAGUGAUAUCGAGGACCUGGAUGAUCAUCUGCCUCCUAGCAAUAUCGGAAAUGCUGAUGAGGCUAUGGACGUAGUAUAA
Laccaria bicolor S238N-H82 is the source of this 951-nucleotide messenger RNA. RefSeq lists its product as uncharacterized. The transcript has 3 exons. Bases 1 to 951 code for a protein of 316 amino acids. NCBI's taxonomy places the organism in Eukaryota, Fungi, Basidiomycota, Agaricomycetes, Agaricales, Hydnangiaceae. The record is from RefSeq and is a predicted model, not a curated record.